Molecule: messenger RNA, 1194 nt
Organism: Dermatophagoides farinae (American house dust mite)
Lineage: Eukaryota; Metazoa; Arthropoda; Arachnida; Sarcoptiformes; Pyroglyphidae
Product: serine hydrolase BPHL
Molecular function (GO): serine hydrolase activity
Source: RefSeq, a predicted model, not a curated record
UAUCCAAGUGGUACAUCUGAAAAAAUCAUUGAUUUUUAUCUAAUCAUCAAGUGAAUGCGAUUUCAUUCCAAAAAAAUGAGCCAAUUCCGUAAUCGAUUUGGAUGGCUGUUACGACAGCAUUUUCAAAAAUCCACUCCAAAUGUCUCCAUUAAUAAUCGAAUAUCUACUAUUUCAGUUUCGAGUACAUUGGAUCGUCAUAAUAAUAAUUUGAUUCGAAAUCGCCCGAAAUUUCCAAUUCAAAGACAUAAUUAUCGACCGAUUUCCACAUCAUUUAAUCAGAAUUUGAACGAAACAACUAAUGAACAACAACAACAACAGAAUAAUACUCAUAAAAAUAAACCAAUGACUAAUCCAAUAUUCGGUUAUGAUGUCAAAAUUGAUGGCCAUAAAAUUCAUUAUGAAAGUGCUGGUCAAGGUGAACAUGUACUAUUAUUAAUGCCCGGUGCAUUAGGCACUGGCCGUAAUGAUUUUCUUCCACAAUUGACCGGUUUGGAUGGAUCAAAAUUCAAAAUUAUUGCCUGGGAUCCACCAGGUUAUGGACAAAGUCGACCACCAGAACGUGAUUUUGAAGAUUUCUAUAGACGUGAUGCUAUUAUGGCAGCCAAAUUGAUGAAGAAAUUGAAUCAUGAAAGCUAUUCAAUACUUGGAUGGAGUGAUGGUGGUAUAACCGGAAUCAUAUUGGCCGCUGCUAAUCCAUACAACGUACAGAAAUUAAUCAUAUGGGGUGCUAAUGCUUAUGUAUGUGAAGAGGAUCGAGAAUUAUUACGUAAAGUUCGUGAUGCUCGUAAUGGGUGGUCAGAAAGAAUGCGACGACCAAUGAUCGAGAUUUAUGGUGAUGAACAUUUCUAUCAAUUAUGGGAUCGUUUCAUUUCACAUAUGUUAACAUUAAGUGAUAUUUGUAAAAUGGACUUGAAACGCAUUGAAUGUCCAGUGUUAAUAUUACAUGGUGAUCAAGAUCCAAUGCUUGCACGUGAACAUCCACUUUAUCUGGUCAAUAAUAUUCCCAAUGCAACAUUGUUUCGAUUUGCCAAAGGUAAACAUAAUAUUCAUCAACGAUAUGCUGAAGAAUUUAAUGAAUUAUGUGAAGAUUUUUUACUUGUAAAAUAAUCAUUCUCAUUUGAUUUGUAUGGAACAAAGCAAAUGAUUAAAAGCAAUUUUUAUUUGUAAAAAAAAACUUUUGUUCUUGAUUACAUC